UUUAGUAUUCAAAUCACUGGUUAAGAACUGAGCUGCCCAGCCCACAUGAGCAGUGAGAUUUCAUUUGUUAGCUGGGGGGCUGGUAAUUGUUUUCCUUCUGAGUAAAUGCUGAAGAAAAACAGCUAUUCACUUCUACCAAAGCACUGAAAACAAGCCGCUAGGUACCUGGUUUGCAGAAGUCAUCAUGAAGCUGGAGGUACCAGAAACCUUUGAAGAGGUUGCUGUGACUUUUUCCAAAGAGGAAUGGAAAAUGUUGAAUGAACAGCAGAAGGAGGUAUACCGAGAAGUAAUGGUGCAAAAUUAUGAGAAUAUGAUCUCGUUAGGAUAUGAGAUACCAUUGACUUGUUUGUUAUCACUGAUGGAAAAGGAUGAAGAGUUUCUCACUCCUUCCGUGAAAAAAGAAGUUGAAACUGAACAGCAUGAGUAUAAAACUGAAGAUGUGCCUCCAAAUAAUUCAUUUGACCUUCCUUAUUUCAUUUGCGAGAAAGAUCUAAUAAAGGAAUGUGUUACACUUCAGCACAAUUUCACAGGAGAAAACAACUUCAGAUGUCCUUUGUGUGAGAAGAAUUUCCCAAAUCAACUAUUGUUCAUUACGCAUGUUUCAAAUGAGCACCAAUUUAUUCAGAACAAUACAGAGAUUCAGACUCCUUGGACAUCAGAGAAUUCCUGUCCAGGUACUUUCAGCAAAAAGGAGUUUAUUUUGCCAGAAAAUAUGUUAGCACUUCAUCAGUUAUACACUGGCAAGGUGGAUUGUGACACAGUCAAUACUAAGCCAUAUUCUUUUAUGCAGGAGAUUCCAAUAACUGGUUAUCCUUUUAAAUGUACUCACUGUGAAAAAUGCUUUAGAACCAAGUCAGAGGUUAAUCAGCAUGAACAGAUCCACUUGGCUGAAAAACCUUUCAAAUGUUUUAAUUGUGAAAAAGGGUUUAAAUGGAAACACCAGCUCUCAGUGCAUCAGAGACUUCACACAGGAGAGCAACCUUUUAGAUGCAGUGCUUGUGGAAUUGGCUUCAGAUGGAAGUACCAACUCUCUUCCCACCAAAUAAUGCAUACUGGGAUCCGUAGUUUUGAAAAUUUUAAGAGUACACGAAGUUUUAAAUUAAUUGUAAAUCAUAGAGUUCUCAUAAAGCCAAACACACAGAAAAGUCCGUUCAUAUGUACUGAAUGUGGAAAGGGCUUUGUAUGGAAGCAGCAGCUUGCAAUUCAUAUGAGGCUUCACACUGGAGAGAAGCCAUUUAGAUGCAGUAAUUGUGGGAAAAGUUUUAGAUGGAAAUAUCAACUCUCAUCCCACCUUUUAACCCACAUAGAGGAAUAUUCCUUUCAAAGUACUGAGCGUGGGAAUAUUUUUAAAUAUUCUGGGUACAGGGUAAAUCCAGAACUGAAAUGUUUUAGAUGCGCAUACUGUGGAAGGAGUUUUGCAUGGAAGCAACAACUGUCUAUUCAUCAGAGGAUUCAUACAGGUGAGAAUCCAUUUAAAUGUGCUGUGUGUGGAAAGAGUUUCAGAUGGAAGUAUCAACUUGUAUCUCAUCAGACAGUUCAUAUGGAUGGUUCCUCUAAAGGAAAUGAAUAUAGAAAUAAUUUCAGAUUUGGGCAGUAUAGUUUUGGGCAGCAGUGGAUAAAUGCAGAAAAUAAACAUUUUAAGUGUACCUAUUGUGAAAAGACUUUUACAGUGAAACAGCAAUUGUUAGUUCAUCAAAGGAUACACACAGAUGAGAGGCCUUUUAAGUGUCUUCACUGUGAAGAGUGUUUUAGAUGGAGAUAUCAGCUGUUGUCCCAUCAAGUAUGCCAUACAGGGGUGGGGUCUGAUAGCCAAUUAGAAUAUGAUAAGGAUAUUAAUUGUAAGGAAGAGGUCACUUGUCAGCAGGGGCUUUGUGAAGAAGAGAAAUCUCUUGAAUUUAGUGACCAGGAGGAGCAUUUUAAACUGAACAGGCAUGCUGAUGGGCAGACUUUUAAUAUGUUUCCUCUGAAGUUAUCCCAGGAAGACAAGGAGAGAUUAGAGUCCAUUUCUUUCCCUGCAUUAGAAGCCCACCAAAACUCUGAAGUGCCCAUGAACAAGAAGCAGUAUAGAUGCACUGAAUGCAAUAUGACAUUUUCCUUGUUAUACAGAUUAAAACUACAUAAUCAAAUCCACUCGGGAAGAAAGACCUAUCCCUACAGUGACUGUACUAAAGGUUUUAAUAAGCUGUUCACCUUGAAAAGACACCAGCAAAUUCAUUCUGGAAAAAGACCAUACAGAUGUGUUAAAUGUGAUAGAAGUUACACUAGCCUACUAGAACUUAUUGAUCAUCAGCAUACCCACUCAUUAGAGCGACCCUAUAAGUGUAAUGAAUGUGAAAAAGGCUAUACUAAGCUAUCCAAUCUUAAACGACAUCAGCAAAGUUACUGUAGAGGGAGAAUUCAUAAGUACAGUGAUUAUAAAAUAUACACUUCUGAGCUGUCCAGCCGCAAAAGGACCAAGCAAGCUUACAAUGUAGCCGCAUAUCACUGCAAGGACUGUGGAAAGGGCUUUACUAAACUAUUCAGUCUCAGACGACACCAGCAGCUUCACUUCACUGGCAAAAGAUAUGAGUGUGAUCAGUGUGAAAGAAGUUACAUUGAGUUGUCUAGCCUCAUUAACCACCAACGAGUCCACUCAUUAGAGCGACCUUAUCAGUGUGAUGAAUGUGAAAAGAGUUACACCAAACUGUCCAAUCUUAAAAGGCACCAGCAAGUUCAUGGCAGAGGAAAACUGUACCACUUUAAUGACUCUCAGAAGGACUGCAGUGAAGAGCCCAAUCUCUCAACACUCCACAAAAUUCAGUCUCCAAGACGACUCUAUCCUUGCAAUGAAUGUAACAAGACUUAUACUAAGUUGUUUAACUUGAAAAGGCAUCAACGCUCUCAUUCUGGUGAGCGACCAUAUCAGUGUAAUUAUUGUGAGAAGAGUUAUACUAGGUUGUCUCCUCUCAAAAAGCAUCAACAAGUUCAUGUACAGAGAUCUGAGCAACAAAACAAGCUAAAGCUGAUGUCAAACAAUGAGACACAGGGAGAAACCACAGUUGCCCUUAAUAAAACACUGUCCCCAGCAACCCAGUGCUUAAUAUAGGACAAUAAGCUAGGUCUAGUUGUGCAGUGGCACCACUGUACAACUGCUAACAUCACAUAGUGUUCAGACUGCAAAGACGACAGCUUUAGCUUGUAUUGUGUUCCAUUUUGAAACUCUUUCAAUCUGAAUUCAGUGGAAAAGAAACACCUUGAGUUUAUGUACAUUACCGUAAAAGCAUUUUUAACACUAACAAUGACCUGACGAUAAAGAUUUUUAUGUCUGUUCUUUGAUGUUCACUUAUGUUUUGAGAUUUUUCUAUCCUCAAGUUAAUCUCUUGGUUUUACCUUCACUGAUCUGGUGUCAGAGAUUCAUACACAAAAUGGCAAUCUUUUUACAUUUAGGGUUGUAACUGCAUGUGCACCCAUUAAGUUAUCCAUAGUUGUUUCUGCUCUCCCAUUGGGUACCUAAUCACUGACCAUUCUUUUUUUUUCUUUCUCUCUCCUUUCAUAAGUAAAAAAAAAAUCACUUAUUUCACUCAUUUCAAAUAUUUUUGUUGUGCUUCAACCAUAGCUAUUGUUUUUUAUUUGUUAAUUGUCCUCUUCUGUAGCAGACUCUGGGCAUUUGAAAAUUAAUGGAUAUUGUCUGUAGUUUUGCACACUUUCAAACAGGAAGAUGAAAUGGUUCUACUGUUCAGUCUUUGUUUUGUUAUGGGUGUUUGUAUA
Messenger RNA from Protopterus annectens (West African lungfish), 3747 nucleotides. Its product is annotated as zinc finger protein 84-like. Bases 185 to 3085 code for a protein of 966 amino acids. The transcript is spliced from 4 exons. The record is from RefSeq and is a predicted model, not a curated record. Lineage: Eukaryota; Metazoa; Chordata; Ceratodontiformes; Protopteridae. Gene Ontology annotation, biological process: regulation of DNA-templated transcription.